CCAUCUAACCCGCGUCCAUAUCAUUGCCUUUCUGUGAGCUGCGAUCCGAUCCAAACCCCGCGCUGACCUGACCCGCAUGCGACCCGUCUCCCCACAUCAAAUCCCAGCCAUCCAUCCUAGGGUUUCAAUCUGAAUCAUUCAUUGUUUAAUAUAUAUUGCUGCACCACACCACAAAACACACAAUACUAUGUGCGCCGUUGGUUCUUUCUCUCUCACUCUGUCUCACUUGCGAUACCGGUGGUUCCGGUGAUUUUUCACUGUGAAGUUGAGAGGUUCUUUUCGAUGUGUGCUCUGGGGAGUGUUUGUGAGGAUUUUUACGAUUCAAUUUCUCUGUUUCAUUCUGUUUCCGUUGCGAGAGUGGGGUUUUGCUUCUUUAGGUAGAAGAUAGGUGUUUCUUGGGUGUUGUUGGCCGGCGCCAGAGUUGUUCGUCGCUGUCUUGGUCUCCUCUUUGAUAAUAGUGGAUGACCUACAAAAAUCUGAGCCACAUAGCGUGUUUCGAUUGUGUUUCAACUUUUUUUCUUGUCCCAGUUCUUUAAUAAAUUCUAUUUAGUAUUCUUUUUCCUAAAAUAACAUCUUUCAUGAUAUUUGGCGACGAUUUUCACAAAUUUUAUGCGUCAUGGAUGCUAUCGAACCAUUACGAUACAGUGGUGGUGGAGACGCGAUGUCUAUCGAGGAUAUUGCUUUCUUGAAGCUUAAUUCCUCUAGAAACUUUUGUGUGAUGUUGUUGUUCCACAUACACAAAAUCACACUGACAGUGACGGCGGCACUCCACGCACUCACACUCAGAGCUCUGAUCGACUAUGUUUGCCCUAUACGCUUCAAUGGAUUCAGCCUGCAUGGAGGUAAACAAAGCAAUGCAUGCGAAUUGCGGAUCCAGGUCGAUCUGUUGGGAUUGAAGAUUGAUAAUCCAAGUUACCGCAGAAGGAAUUGUCUUUUCAGGGCAUCAUUGGAAGAUAAUGAAAAUGAUCAUGACAGAAGAAUGGUGGUGAAAUAUCUCGAGGAAAAUCCAACGAUGUUUGAACCAUUUGUUGAAGAUGAAGUUCCUUCGAUAAAUAUUGCGAAUCCAAAAUGGCAACGGCUUGUAAUUGCAAGCCGAGAAAGAAGUGCUAUAGACGAUGUGAAAGCAUAAGAAUUGCAUAGAUCCACGCAACAAAUGUAAGUUUUUGGUAGUGUAGAUGGAUGCUAUCAAACCAUUACGACAAGGUGUGGUGGUGGAGACUAUCCGCCUUUUUAAUGUGGCAUGGAAAAGUAUGCCGGCGCCGAAAUGCAACCUUCUAGCUCCGUCCCCUUACCGAUGCCUCACGGAAGAGUACAGUUAUGUAAGGCGCGCUGUCUAACCUGGCCCGCCUUCUAGAAGUCCAAUUCUGUCAUGAAGAUUUUAGCUAUUAAGAUAAUAUAAAAAUGAGGACGAGCAUUGUACUUUUUGUAAUUAAAAGAAUUUUAUAUUCUCUUAUUGUUGUUGUUUGUGGGUUUUAGUUUUGGGUUUGGAUUAUUGAAUAGUAAAAAGGUGAAUUUGAAUAGUUGUUUGAUGUGAUAUAAAUAGAAGUUGAUGUGAUAU
Molecule: messenger RNA, 1558 nt
Organism: Andrographis paniculata
Lineage: Eukaryota; Viridiplantae; Streptophyta; Magnoliopsida; Lamiales; Acanthaceae
Exons: 4
Coding region: 617-1129 (170 amino acids)
Source: RefSeq, a predicted model, not a curated record